CUGGGAACCAAUGAGGAGAGCCGCUUGGAUCAUGUGACCCAACAGCUGACUGGUGAACCGGGCUGGGUUGGUUCUGGACUCUCAGUCUGAUGGGUCUCAGCAGGGAGCCGCUCAGGUCAGAUGAAGAUCUCAGCUGAUCCUGGACUCUGAGCUGCUGGGAUCAAAUCCUCAGACAUGAGCUGCAGUCAGAGUCUGAUCCUCUGCAGAGAUCAGAUGGAUCCAGAAAACCAGAUGGAGAACCGAGACGGUCUCUGGUUCUGGUUCUGACUGAUGAUGGAGGAACCCAGAACAGAACCUGGUCCAAUCAGCAUCCUCCACCUGAUGGAGCUCCCCCCCCUCAACAGGUCAAAGGUCGACCCUGGUGAACCAAGCAGCUUCUCUCCCACUUUCAUCAAAUGGAAUAAAACUCGUGUCAAACUGAAACGUUUUGCAUGGAAACAUUUUGAAGAAAAUCCAGAAUUUCUGCAAAGAAGAAACAUUUUAAACAAAACGACGGAUUUAAAGGACGGUUUGUCUGCUGCUCUGAUCCCUUGAUGUGGAGGAAGGAGGCGGGUUCAGCUCAGUGACAGCAGCUGAACUGAAGCUUCAGAUCAGUCAGAGCUACGAUGAGACCAACAUCUCUACCAGCUUCACUCUUUCUGACCUUCUUGGUGUCCUGCACAGUGGCUGAAGUUCUCCCAGUUCCUCUGACUGUGAGUCCCAGCAGAUCUCAGUUCUUCAGAGGAGAAUCAGUGACUCUGAUCUGUGAGGAUGAAAACAGAUCUGAAGGAUGGACUGUGAGGAGAAACACAACCAGAGGAACCAGGACUGAAUGUAAAGAUGGAUGGGGAAAAGCUGAUGGUUCUACCUGUAACAUGACCUUCCUCUUCCCAGAGGAUACUGGUGUGUACUGGUGUGAGUCCAGGUCUGGAUCCUCCAGCAGCAGCAGCAGCAUCCAGCUCUCUGUCUCUGGUGGAUCAGUGAUCCUGCAGAGUCCUGUCCUCCCUGUGAUGGAGGGAGAUGACGUCACUCUGAGCUGCAGAGCAAGGAAUCCAACCCACAACCUCCCAGCUGCUUUCUAUAAAGAUGGCUCCUUCAUUGGUGAUGGAUCAUCAGGUCACAUGACCCUCCUCCAUGUUUCCAGCUCUGAUGAAGGCCUCUAUAAAUGUAACAUCAGAGGUCAUGGAGAGUCUCCAUCCAGCAGGAUCUCUGUCAAAGAGAAACCAUCAACCACAUCUUCCCCAUCAACUCCUCCUCCAUCAUCAUCAUCAUCAUCAUCUUCCUCCCAGUUUCUCCUCUAUGGUCUCUCGUCUCUAUCAGCUGUUGUUCUACUGGUUUUACUGGUUUUCUUGGUCAAACGUCACAUUAACAGGAAAUCUAAAGAUGAUCAGGAAGAUGGAGAGGAAAGUUUAACUUACAGUGAUGUUCAAAUAUUACAGAGGAAACAACAGAAACCAAACGGAGCUCUGAGGCGGCGCUGCUUCACUACUGUUCUGUACGCCACCAAGACAGAAGAAGAAGAAAAACUUUGAUGCUGAAACUCCUGGAGACAGAAAAUGUUGUUGAUGUGAAACUGGAUCCACUGACAACAGGAAGAAAACAUCAGUUCUAUAACUCAGAGAGCUUUCUGUAAUAAACUGGAAACAUUAGAAAGUUGUUCAUUCACAAGAAUCUGAUUUAUGAUUCUUACAAUAAAUUCAUGCAGAAGAAUAAAAUCAAGUCCAGAAAAAUGUUCACCUGUCCAUCUGAAUAUGUUUGAGUUUUUCUCUGUAAGGCCUCAUGAAUGUAUUUCAUGUUUCAUUCUCAGUGUUCAGUCUCAUGUUUUCAGAAACUGUUUGGAUUUGAAAUGUCUGAAUGUUAAAACCUCAGCAGCUCCUUUGUUUCUCAGCAGCUUCAGCCUGUUGAACCUGCAGCUCUGCAGCUUGUUGCUAACAAACAUGAUGAUCCUGUUUGUCUGCAGCUAAAAACAGUAAAGAGAUCAACUUUAUGUUUUCAAUGCUUUUAU
This is a messenger RNA of Gambusia affinis (western mosquitofish), 1984 nucleotides long. Its product is annotated as high affinity immunoglobulin gamma Fc receptor I-like. Gene Ontology annotation, molecular function: transmembrane signaling receptor activity. The transcript has 10 exons. Gene Ontology annotation, biological process: cell surface receptor signaling pathway. NCBI's taxonomy places the organism in Eukaryota, Metazoa, Chordata, Actinopteri, Cyprinodontiformes, Poeciliidae. The coding region runs from base 606 to 1511 and encodes 301 amino acids. The record is from RefSeq and is a predicted model, not a curated record.